Molecule: messenger RNA, 4008 nt
Organism: Linnemannia hyalina
Lineage: Eukaryota; Fungi; Mortierellomycota; Mortierellomycetes; Mortierellales; Mortierellaceae
Source: the annotation of a GenBank genome assembly
AUGUCGGCCGAACACUCCUCAUCGGCAAAGACUGCCAAGAACGCCUUUGAGUCGGAAAAGAGAGACAUCGUCGUCGAUGUCGAUCGUAACGAUGUCACCGCCACCCCUUCCUCCAUCGAUCUCACCGACAAGGGCUCGGACAACAAGGAAGUCGAGCUCGACAAAAACGGCAAGCCCAUCGUCAAGCCCGAGCCAAAGAUCUCGUACCUGCAGCUCUACCGCUUCGCCUCUCCUUUCGAUUACUUCUGCGUCAUCCUGGGUACCAUCUGUGCUUUUGCUAACGGUGUCGGCCAGCCUUUAGUCGCUUUGUUGAUGGGAGAUGUCAUCAACGCCAUCGCCAAUCUUACCUCAACCGCGACCGGACCUGAGGCUGACGCUCUUAACAUCAAGCUCAUCGCUGAAAUGCGUGUCCUCGUCAUCAAGUUCACCGUUGUCGGAGCCAUCAUGUUCUUUGUCGCCUACGGCCAGAUGUGCCUCUUCACCCUCUCUGCCGAAAACCAGACCAAGCGUAUCCGCGAAAAGUACCUCCAUGCCAUUCUUCGCCAGGACAUCACCUGGCACGACAUCGGCAAGAAGAGCGAGUCCCUCAACUCGCGUCUCAGCGCCGACACCCAGUUGAUUUUUGAUGGUCUCGCUGACAAGGUCGGUAUCUGCCUCUCAUCCUUGGCCACCUUCGUCGCUGGUUUCGUCAUUGCCUUCACCCACGGCUGGAAAAUGAGUUUGGUCCUCUUGACUUCUGUCCCUUUGAUGGCUGCCGCUGGAGCCCUCAUGGCCAAGUAUGCUGGUGAAAAUUCCGCUGAUGGCCAGGAUUCCUACGCCGCUGCUGGAGGAUUGGCCGAGCAGGCCAUUGGCUCUAUCCGCACAAUCGCUGCUUUCGGUGGUCAGAAGCGUGAGCUCAAGAAGUUCAAUGUUGUCCUCGAGGAGGCCUACAAGUCUGGUGUCAAGAAAUCUAUUGCUACUGGAUUGGGCAUGGGUUCCUUCAUGAUGAUCAUGUUCUUGAGUUAUUCCUUGGCUUUCUACUACGGAUCCGGCCUGGUCAAGAGCGGAGAGAUGUUGCCUGGUAAUGUCUUGACUGUCUUGUUCGGUACCAUCAUCGGUGCCUUCUCCAUCGGUAACGUCGGCCCCAACAUCGCCAGCUUCGGCAAAGCCCAAGCCGCUGCUUACACCAUCUUCCACACCAUCGACCGCGUCCCCGCCAUUGACUCCUUUGAUCCCUCCGGUCUCAAGCCCGAGAACUUGCAGGGCCACAUUGUAGUCAAGAACGUUAACUUUGCCUACCCCAGUCGUCCCAACGUCCCUAUUCUCAAGGAGAUGAACAUCGAGGUCAAGCCCGGCCAAACCGUUGCCCUUGUCGGUCACUCAGGAUCAGGAAAGUCGACUAUUAUCGGUCUUGUCGAGCGUUUCUACGACCCUUCUUCUGGAACUAUCACCAUCGACGGCAUUGAGAUUAAGGACUUCAAUAUUCGUCACUUGCGUGACAGCAUCGGUUUGGUCUCUCAGGAGCCCGUUCUUUUCAACGCCACCAUCAAGCAGAACAUUUUGUACGGAGUCCGCAAGGAUCAGAAACAGCCCACCGACGCAGACAUUGAGAAGGCUUGCCAUCUCGCCAACGCCCACGACUAUAUCUCCAAGCUUCCCCAGGGUUACAACACCAUGGUCGGUGAGAGGGGCGCCCUGCUCUCUGGAGGUCAGAAACAGCGUAUUGCCAUUGCUCGUGCUUUGAUCAAGAACCCCUCGAUCUUGCUUUUGGAUGAGGCCACCUCUGCGUUGGAUACCGAGUCUGAACGUAUUGUCCAGGCUGCCUUGGAUAACGCUGCCACCGGUCGCUCGACCAUUGUCAUUGCCCAUCGUCUGUCGACCAUUAUGAAUGCUGAUCUCAUUUACGUUAUGGACCGUGGAGUUGUAUUGGAAUCUGGAACCCACGAGUCUCUCAUGGCCCUCGGAGGAACCUACACUGAAUUCGUCGCCAAGCAGCAGCUCAAGACAGGAGGAACCGAUAUCGAGGCACCCGAGGAGACCGCCGAACCCGACUCCAUCGCUGCUGCCGAACCCAAGGCACACAUUGUCAUUGAUGAGAAGGCCAGGCCUGAGGGAGCUCACACUGGUCGCCGCAUGAGCAACCUUCUCCGCCGUAUAUCGUCUCACCACUCGGACAACUCUGCCGCCAAGGGCCCUACCGUUGUUGAAAUUGAGGAGGACAAGGAGAUGACCAUGGCUCGAGAGAAGAAGGAGGCAGCUAGGAAGUUGAAACUCCAGAAGGCUCCCAUCUCGCGUACCAUCCGUUACUUGAAGCCCAACUUCCACAUCUGCCUUGCUGGUGUUUUCUGUGCCAUCAUCCAAGGUGGCCUCUUCCCCGGCUUCUCUCAGAUCUUCUCUGGUGCGAUCACGACUCUGACUAAGGUCAACGAGCUCGGCGACGAUUUCAUUCCCAAGGCCAACCACUACUCUCUUCUGUUCCUCAUCCUCGCCUUUGUCGGUUUCAUCGGUUUUGCCGGCGGCAUGUUCUUCUUUUUGCUUGCCGGUGAACGUCUUACCCGCGAGAUGCGUUUCCUGAGCUACAAGGCCAUCCUUAGCCAAGAGAUGGCCUUCUUUGACCGCCCCGAGAACUCGACUGGAGCCCUUGCCAGUCGUCUUGCCACCGAUUCCCAGCAAAUGUUCGAUAUGGUCUCCCAGGUCGUCUUGACCUCUGUCUCGUCUAUGGCUACCAUUGCCGUCGGUCUUGGAUUCGCUUUCAAGGCCUCAUGGCAGAUGACAUUGAUUAUUCUUGCUGCAGUUCCCAUCAUCGGUCUUGGACAGUACCUCGAGUUGGCUUCGUUAACCGGUUUCGGAAGCAAGACCCGCAAGGCGUACGAAAAGUCUGGUCAGGUUGCUGGUGAGGCCAUUGCCAACAUCCGCACUGUUGUCUCCCUUGCCAAGGAGGACGUUUUUGAGGCCCGUUACUUUGAGGUUACCCGUGAACCUCACAAGUACGCUCUCCACAAGGCUCUUUUCGCUUCGUUCGGUUUCGCUAUGUCCCAGGCUGUCGCUUACUGGAGUUAUUCUAUCGGAUUCUAUGGUGGUUAUCGUCUUGUCGAAGCCAACAUCAUCACCUGGGGCAAGAUGUUCGACUGCAUGUUCGCCAUUGUCUUCCUCGCCAUGAGUUUGGGUCACAUCACCUCGGAGCUCCCCAAGUAUGCCAAGGGCAAGCAGUCAGCCAUCAACGUCUACGAGCUCUUGGAUAAGGAUACCCUGAUCGAUGCCGACCGUGACGGUACCUCGCUCAAGACCAUCUCCGGCUCUCUUUCGUUGGAGAAGGUCGAUUUCCAUUACCCCACCCGCGAGAACAUCCAGAUCUUUAACGGUGUCGAUAUCAAGGUCAAGCCCAGCCAGACUGUUGCCCUCGUUGGCCCCUCGGGAUGCGGCAAGUCGACCAUCAUUGCCCUCCUUGAGCGCUGGUACGAUGUUGACGGCGGCAAGGUCCUCGUCGACAACUACAACAUCAAGGAUCUUCAGUUGCACAACAUCCGUGAGCACAUGGCUUUGGUCGGUCAGGAGCCCGUUCUGUUCGACAUGUCGAUCAAGGACAACAUCCUCUACGGCCUUCCCGAUAGCGAGGGUACGCUUGAGCAGGUCGAGGCAGCCGCCAAGCUGUCCAACAUCCACAACUUUGUCAUGUCCCUCCCCGACGGCUACAACACCUCGGUCGGAGACAAGGGCUCGCAGCUCUCUGGAGGCCAGAAGCAGCGUAUUGCCAUUGCCCGUGCCCUCAUCCGCAACCCCAAGGUCUUGCUCCUCGAUGAGGCCACCUCGGCUUUGGAUUCUGAGUCUGAGAAGCUUGUCCAGGAGGCGCUCGACAAGGCCCGCUAUGGUCGUACCACGAUUGUGAUUGCCCAUCGUCUCAGCACCAUUCAGGACGCUGACUUGAUCUUAGUCGUCAAGGACGGUGCCAUUGUCGAAUCUGGCCGCCACUACGAGCUCGUUGGCUUGGGCGGUGUCUAUGCCGACCUUUGCCAGAAGCAGAAUUUGUAG